AUGUUGCUCAAGAACUCUGUCCUGUUAUCAGGCGCGUUGUUGGCUUCGUCUGCUGUUGCUCAAUUCCCGCCAAAGCCUGAAGAUGUCAAAACUGUAAAGUCAAAGUUCCAUCAUGGUAUCGAGAUCUCGUACAAAGAGGUUGAUCCUGCUAUUUGCGAGACUACCGAAGGUGUUCGCAGUUUCUCUGGAUAUGUCCAUCUGCCUCCCCACAGCAUCAAUGAGACACACGAGAGACAAGACUAUCCUAUCAACACUUCAGCNUUCUUCUGGUUCUUCGAAUCUCGCAAGGAUCCUCACAAGGCUCCUCUGUCGAUUUGGCUCAAUGGUGGACCAGGAGGAAGCUCCAUGAUGGGAGCUCUUUCUGAAAAUGGUCCUUGCUUCGUCAACAACGACAGCAAUUCUACAUACCUGAACCCGUGGUCGUGGAACAAUGAGGUCGGAUAUUCUUAUGAUGUCCCAACGAACAUCACUGUAAACUUGCUUGCCGACAAUGAGGGUCCUGAUUCCAUCCAGGUUGCCGACUUCAGUUCCAGUGUUCCUGAUCAAAACUCCACUUUCUUGGUUGGCACCGCCAGUAGUCAGAACGUUUCUGCCACCGCCAACAGCACGCAGCACGCGGCUGUUGCUUUCUGGCACUUCGCUCAAACAUGGUUUGAGGAGUUCCCACAAUACAAGCCCCACGAUGAGAAGAUCUCUCUCUUUACCGAGUCCUACGGCGGUAGAUACGGCCCUACUUUUGUCAAGAAGUUCAUGACUCAAAACGAGUUGAUCGCCAAUGGAUCGAUCUCGGGUCCUGGUACCCACUAUCUGCAUCUCGACACUUUGGGCAUAAUCAAUGGCUGCAUCGAUUCUGAGGAUUCCGCUUCUGCAUACGUCGAGUUUCCGGUGGCUAACACCUACGGCAUCCAAGGUUUCACUGAAGAGCAGUACUUUGAAGCCAAACACAACUUCAUCCGCAAAGGAGGUCUGCGCGACCAGAUCCACGAAUGUCGCAGGCUGCAGCUCGAAUCCGACCCUAACGACUACGGCGAUGUCGAGAAGACAAACAACUACUGUAUGCAAGCCGCUGAGAACCUCGCAAACCAGACUGUCGCCCUCUACAUGCAGACCAAGAACUUCGGUUGGUUUGACAUCACCCACCAGCAGAACGAUCCUUUCCCUGGCACAUACCUUAUGGGCUACUUGAAUCAGCACUGGGUUCAAGAAGCACUGGGUGUGCCCGUAAAUNNUCUCACUGCCGUCUCACCCACUGUUUACGAAGCUUUCACGCACACUGGCGAUAUCUCCAAAGGCGGACUGGUUGAAGAUAUUGCUUACAUCCUCGACAACGGCGUCAAAGUAGCCAUGAUGUAUGGUGAUCGCGAUUACGCUUGCAACUGGCUUGGCGGAGAAGCAUCAUCAUUGAAGAUCCCAUGGGAUUCUCAAGAAGCAUUCUCGAAAGCCGAAUACACUCCUCUUGUACUGUCACCCGUCCACUCCGGUGGUCUGGUCAGACAAUACGGCAACCUGAGUUUCACCAGAGUGUACCAGGCUGGUCACUUGGUACCUAGCUACCAGCCUCAAGCCGCAUAUGAGAUCUUCAUGCGUAGCUUGUUCAACAAGGACGUUGCUACUGGCACAGUUGCCGUAUCAGACCAGUACAAGACCAACGGAACCGAGGACGCAUGGACCCCUAGUGAUGUUCUGCCCGCGCCCAAAAAUGAGUGCUAUACUCUAAACCCUGACUCUUGUACCGAAGAAGAGCAGGAGUGGCUCAAGGAUGGUACUGCUAUUGUCAAGAACUGGAUCCUUGUUGGCCGUGAGAAGGGCGGUAAGAGAGGUGGACAGCAGCAGGUUCUGGCUGCGAAGGGCAUGUUGGAGCUUUAG
Molecule: messenger RNA, 1866 nt
Organism: Aureobasidium vineae
Lineage: Eukaryota; Fungi; Ascomycota; Dothideomycetes; Dothideales; Saccotheciaceae
Source: the annotation of a GenBank genome assembly